UUUUUAUUUUUUUGGGUACGGUAUACAUUUUUCAGGAUCUGAACGUUUAUAAUAAAGCAGAAAAAACAGCCUAAAAAACAUGCAUGGUUGACAACAACUCCAUCAAAUCUCACUAUUCCCUCUAUAUAAACAAGUACUAUUCCUUCAUCUCCAUUGUACCAAACUGAUUAAAGAACAACUUGAUUUUGUGUAACAAGUUGAAAAUGGGAAAUAUAAGGACAUUGUUGCCUCUAGUGCUAGUACUUUUCUCCGCGCUGGUUGCCUCUGUUUGUGGCUAUGAAUAUGAAGGGAGAAAGAGUGAGCAAAGGACACAAGGAGAAAAAUGGUUCUUGUUACGUCAGUUACAUAAUGUUGUGCAAACUGAUGCAGGGUCUAUGAGAAUGGUGAAGGGUGGAUAUCGAGCGGGUUCUUUUCUACAUAGUCCAAUGCAUAUUGGUUUCAUCUCCAUGGAACCAAAUAGCCUUUUCAUCCCUCAGUACCUUGAUUCCGACCUUGUCCUCUUUGUUCACCAUGGGGAAGCAAGAGUUGGACACAUUUAUAGGGAUGAGUUAGCAGAAAAGAGUUUAAAGCAGGGAGACAUCUACACGAUUCCUGCUGGAUCAGCUUUCUAUUUGGAGAAUAGAAAUGAAAAUCAGAGACUUCGAAUAAUUUGUAGUAUUGAUAUUACCUCAGAAUCCAUGGGAUGGCAUGCUUUCCAGUCUUUCUUCAUUGGUGGAGGAACUCAUCCUGCAUCCGUUCUUGCUGGAUUCGAUCAUACCACAUUAUCAACUGCUCUUAAUGUCUCAACAGAAGAGUUAAAGACGUUCUUGACCAGGCAAACUUCGGGUCCAAUCGUGCAUCUAUCUGGUUCUCAUCACACAAAUACGUGGUCCGAGUUCUUGGCCCAAGAACCCCACCAUAAACUAGCUCACUUGAAGAGGAUUGUGAAUUUCGAGGAAGAAGCUAACUCCAAACAGGAGGAAUCAACAUGGUCAUUGAGGAAAAUUCUUUUCACUUUAUUAAACAGAGAAGACAUUGUUAACAGAGUAGGUCACAGAGCUCCAUCAGCGUGCAGUCUCUACAACAGGAAUACCGAUUUCAAGAACGAGUAUGGAUGGACCAAGAAGUUGGACGAGUCUGAUUAUUCUCCUCUAAAACAAUCUGGCCAUGGAGUUUAUAUCGUCAAUCUAUCUCCGGGAUCCAUGAUGGCACCUCAUGUUAACCCAACAGCCAUAGAGUAUGGAGUAGUGUUGAAAGGGACUGGUAGGAUUCAAAUUGUGUAUCCGAAUGGGACUUUAGCCAUGAAUGCAAGAGUACGAGAAGGGGAUGUUUUUUGGGUGCCGAGGUACUUCCCGUUCUGCCAAAUUGCCUCAACAAAUGGCCCAUUUGAGUUCUUCGGCUUCACUACAUCAGCAAGGAGGAACCAUCCACAGUUCUUGGUGGGUAGGAACUCAUUAAUACAGCGCUUGAGAGGGCCAGAAUUUGCAGCUGCAUUUGGAAUUGGUGAGAAAAGGCUUAAAAGGAUUACUAAUGCUCAGCAUGAACAAAUCAUUUUGCCAUCAUCAUCAUCUACUCCUGGUGACAUGGUCUAGUUGAGUUAUGACACGAAAGCUUGAAGCCAGUUUUGGAACUUAGUUUUUUUGUUUCCUCUUGUCUGUUUUUUCUUUCAUGCGAUCUGCUUUUGUUUCCUCGGUAGUCAUGUUGAACACAAGACAUAUUGCCCUUUUGAGUUAUGAAUAAGACGGAUCGGCUUUUUGACAUGA
Molecule: messenger RNA, 1742 nt
Organism: Solanum pennellii
Lineage: Eukaryota; Viridiplantae; Streptophyta; Magnoliopsida; Solanales; Solanaceae
Product: vicilin-like seed storage protein At2g28490
Exons: 5
Coding region: 204-1571 (455 amino acids)
Source: RefSeq, a predicted model, not a curated record